This is a messenger RNA of Porites lobata, 477 nucleotides long. The record is from the annotation of a GenBank genome assembly. Lineage: Eukaryota; Metazoa; Cnidaria; Anthozoa; Scleractinia; Poritidae.
AUGGUAGACAUCCAGGAAAAACAAGCAAAAUGCAUGGAGGGCCUAGUUAAUCAGCAAUACAAGAGUGCUCUAACCUUUACCCUGAAGUACCAGUUUUUGGGGGAGAUCCUGUUGAAUAUUCAAACUUUGUGAAAGCAUUUGAGUGUCUGAUAGAGUCUAGGACAGAAAGUAGUAGCUCAAGAUUGUAUUACCUUGUAUAGUAUACAGAAGGAGAGGUUCAGGAGUUGAUUGCGCAGUUGUUGUAGAAACACUUUGAAAAGUAUUGGUAAUAGUAGGAAGAUUGAAAAUCCAGAGAGUUUGAGGGGCGUUAUCAAUAGGCUACCUUAUGAUUUGAGAAAAAAGUGGCGAAACACCGCUGACCAGAUAUCAGAAGAUCAGGACAGAGAGAUUAAGUUUAAAGACAUUGUUGUAUUUGUAGAGAAACAAGCCCGUGCUGCUUCACACCCAGUUUUUGGUGACAUCUCAGCUCGCUCCUAG